AUGGCCGAGUGGGACUACGACUAUCUGAUCAAGCUGCUGGCACUGGGCGACUCAGGCGUGGGCAAGACCACUUUCCUCUACAGGUACACCGAUAACAAGUUCAGCCGCAAGUUCACCUCCACCGUGGGCAUCGACUUCCGGGAAAAACGGCUGAUGUACACAGGGACAAAUGCUGACGGAGCAACAGAGAAGAACUUCAGAGUCCACCUUCAGCUUUGGGACACAGCUGGACAAGAGAGAUUUCGCAGUCUGACAACAGCCUUCUUCAGAGAUGCCAUGGGCUUCCUGCUUAUGUUUGACCUGACCAGUCACCAAAGCUUUCUGAAUGUCAGGAACUGGAUGAGUCAACUCCAGGCCAACGCCUAUUGCGACAAUCCAGACGUGGUCCUGGUGGGCACCAAAGGCGACCUUCGGAACAUCAGGGAUGUGCACACCAGGCAGGCGCGAGAUAUGGCUGACAAAUAUGGCAUCCCCUACUUUGAGACAAGUGCCUUGACAGGCUCGGGCGUGGAUAAAGCAGUGCAGACUCUACUGGACAUGGUGAUGAAGCGGAUGGAGCAGAGCACACCCGAAGCCGAGACCAACGGCGACGGCAGCCGGACGAUGGCAACUCAAGAGGUCGCCCUCUGGAGGAGGUGUGCCUGCUGA
Messenger RNA from Nerophis lumbriciformis (worm pipefish), 648 nucleotides. NCBI's taxonomy places the organism in Eukaryota, Metazoa, Chordata, Actinopteri, Syngnathiformes, Syngnathidae. The record is from RefSeq and is a predicted model, not a curated record.